Molecule: messenger RNA, 1409 nt
Organism: Thermothelomyces thermophilus ATCC 42464
Lineage: Eukaryota; Fungi; Ascomycota; Sordariomycetes; Sordariales; Chaetomiaceae
Exons: 2
Coding region: 501-1409 (302 amino acids)
Biological process (GO): fungal-type cell wall organization
Cellular component (GO): cell cortex of cell tip; plasma membrane
Source: RefSeq, a predicted model, not a curated record
CUGGGAAGGACCCUCUCGGUGUGGGAAGAUCCCGUCUGAUCUUUUCAUUUCUUGCCCGUCGCUCCCCAUUUUUUGACUCUUUGUUUCCCCACCCUUUCCAGCUCCUGCAUGUUUCGCCCUUGAUUCAAUUCCUCGUGUUGAGGGUUUACCUUUCUUUCAGCCUUGUUUCCUACUCUCGAUCUCCCCGGAUCUCCGGGUCUUGUGGCGCCUUUCCUCGUCCACGUUACCGGGGUGCAGCGCGUUGCCGCGAGCAUAGGGGACCGAGAGCUCAACUUGUCGCAGCAGGUCUGCCUGGGCUCCUGUCUACCCACAGGUGCCUGAACUCUACCUACCUUACCAGGUAGUCGCGUACCUAAUUAACCCAACCCUACCUGGUCUUACCUGAGCUACCACCUCAUCUACAUCACCUUCUUGCCUACGCCCACUUUCUUCCCGGUCGUCCCGGGUCCCCCCCAAGAAUCAUCGAGCAGUCCUCCCGAUCUAUCUGCGGCCGGGCGAACAUGGGACUGCCGGCCGUACUCCGGUCCCGCUUGAAUACCAGCUCCGAGAAGACUGACCCCUCAACGCCGUCAACUCCGAUCUCCAAGGAACAUGUCCUCGAAAGCAACGAUGCCGGCUUCAAGCGGGCAACCCGCAUGCGCCGGAACUUUGCUCUGAGCGCCUCCUUCUCCUAUGUCCUCGCCUGGAUCUUCCUCGUUCUUGUCCUCGUCGGCAACACGUAUCCCCGCCCCGUCCUGUCGCAGACGUACUUCUUCAAGCUCGACCUGACCGACAUCAUCCCCACGUCGGUCCCCAAUGCCAGCCUGAUCAACAGCAUCGCCCAGUCGAUCGGCCUGCACGACUUCUACCAGGUCGGCCUGUGGAACUUUUGCGAGGGCUACGUGGGCGUGGGCAUCACGUACUGCUCGCCGCCCAGGACGCUCUACUGGUUCAACCCGGUCGAGGUGCUGACCAACGAGCUGCUCUCGGGCGCCACCAUCGCGCUGCCCACGCAGGUCGUCACCAUCCUGUCGGUCCUGCGCAUCACGUCCCAGAUCAUGUUCGGCUUCUUCCUGACCGCCGCCCUCCUCGCCUUCCUCAUGAUCUUCGUCUCCCCGCUCGCCGUCGCCUCGCGCUGGUGGAGCCUGCCCCUCGCCGUCGCCUCCUUCGUCGAGAUGCUGCUGCUCAUCGCCGCCAGCGUCGUCGGCACCGCCAUCAGCGUCGCCUUCAAGUACGCCGCCGAGGCCCAGAGCGAGCUCAACAUCCACGCCGAGGUCGGCCCCAGGAUGUUUAUCUUCAUGUGGCUGGCCACGGGCUUCAGCAUCUGGGCCUUUGCCGCCCACUCGGGCAUGGGCUGCUGCUGCACCUCGAGGCGGGAUCUCAGGACCGGCAGGAGAGUGAUCAGGAACGGGAGGGGAGUAAGGUUUUAA